This is a messenger RNA of Trichomycterus rosablanca, 543 nucleotides long. It is a transcript of the gene rps16, whose product is annotated as ribosomal protein S16. Bases 58 to 498 code for a protein of 146 amino acids. Gene Ontology annotation, molecular function: RNA binding; structural constituent of ribosome. Gene Ontology annotation, cellular component: cytosolic small ribosomal subunit; ribosome. The record is from RefSeq and is a predicted model, not a curated record. The transcript is spliced from 6 exons. Gene Ontology annotation, biological process: translation; maturation of SSU-rRNA from tricistronic rRNA transcript (SSU-rRNA, 5.8S rRNA, LSU-rRNA). NCBI's taxonomy places the organism in Eukaryota, Metazoa, Chordata, Actinopteri, Siluriformes, Trichomycteridae.
GCUGUGAGACCCCGGAUCUCUCUCUUCUUCCGGUGCUGGAGUGAUCGCGCUGUAAUCAUGCCGGCUAAAGGACCUUUACAGUCUGUGCAGGUUUUCGGGCGCAAAAAAACAGCCACGGCUGUCGCCCACUGCAAGAGGGGAAACGGGCUCAUCAAGGUGAACGGCCGACCUCUGGAGAACAUCGAACCCGCCACCCUGCAGUACAAGCUCCUGGAGCCCGUCCUGCUGCUGGGAAAGGAACGAUUCGCCGGCGUCGACAUCCGCGUGCGCGUCAAGGGCGGCGGCCAUGUCGCCCAGGUCUACGCUAUUCGGCAGGCCAUCUCCAAAGCCCUGGUCGCUUACUAUCAGAAAUAUGUGGACGAGGCCUCCAAGAAGGAAAUCAAGGACAUCCUGAUCCAGUACGACAGGACCCUGCUGGUGGCCGAUCCCCGCCGCUGCGAGUCCAAGAAGUUCGGCGGUCCCGGAGCUCGCGCCCGCUACCAGAAGUCCUACCGUUAAUCCGGCCGUGCCGUUCUCUUACAAUAAACAUGAGGAGAAAAUAAA